AUUAUCGGGCCUGGAGAAUGGCCUGCUGGGUCUGAGCUCGCGCAAUAAUGCCGUCAUGUGGUCUCGUUCCGUGACGGAAAUUGAGAAUGUUGACAUCGUGUGCUUUGGCCAUCUGAUCUAUGAAAUGUGCACCGGUCAGGAAAUGACCACACCGAAACCGUCCAUGCGGGUGCUCGAAAUGGAGUUGCAGCAUUAUCCACAAAUUGGCCAGGUUCUGGAAAUAUUAGGCCUUAUCUUUGAGCCGCCCAGCGGCGUAUGCCCCUCCGUCGAGGACCUAGUCCUAUGCGAUCUAUUCCGUAGCAUCGAUUUACGCGAGCUGCGCGGCCCGUGCUUCAGUACAAUCAAGCCGAGCCUCAGCCGAUCCACGUUAAAUUUGCUGCACGCCGUAAAGAAGCGGCAAUGCGCCUCGCUGGGCAGCUCCUUCAGCGCGGCGAGUUCUCCGUGCACGCCCCCCUCGACGCCGCAUGAUCGACGCACUGGCAUCAGCCGAACAAUGGACUCAUUUGACAUAUCAAGCGAGGAGGAGGAGGCGGAGGAGGAGGGACUGCUCGAGGAGAUUGUGGUGGGCGGCAGCAGCGUCUGUCAGAUGAAGAGCCUGCAGCGACUGCAGCGUAACCAGAACUGCGACUCCGCCUCGUCCUCGUUUACACGCACCCAGCACAGGCAACAGUAUGCGCCGACGGAGUCGCCCAUUCACUACUGCGACCAUGCGGUGCUCUACUCGGAUGACAACAGCAACAGCCACAAUGCCCAGGAGCAGCCCACAAUUCACUGCAGCUCCAGCAGUCAAAGCAAUCUGAAUGUGCUGCUCGCCGAGGGCGGCGUCGAUUACGAGCAGGCCGAGCGCGGGGAGGAGCAAGCAGAUGAUGCGGUGGCCAGUGGCUCGGGUGGAGCACAACGCUUGCAUGCCUCGUCGGCCUCGUCGGCGGCGGCCUCCUUCAAUCAUCAGCUGACGGCGGACAUGUGCAACUACAAGAACUCGAAGAGUCGUCGUUUGGAGUAUUCGCUCAAGUGUCUGAAAUAUGGACGCAGUAAUCCGUCGCAGGACUCGGCAUUUGGUUCGCUUACCGAUAACGAUUUGUCCAUUGGCUCGUCGAGCAUACGCCUGAACAGUUUCCAAUCGAUCUCUUCGCCCAUUGACGAGGGCGUCGAGGAUGUCAUCAUAGCGACGACAACGGGCGGCAAGGAGACCUGCCUGGAACUGGCCACCAUACCGCGCAGCAUGGUCUCGCAGGACUCGGCCAUCUCGUCGCCCUGUCGCGAGAGCUCGCCCAGCAAUUUUCUGCACAUUGACGACGCCAUGUCCGGCACGGGCUCGACCUCAUCCGGUUCCGGCUGCGCCUCGCUGGGCAACAUGCGACCGCAGCACUUUCCCGUGUCGCUGUCCCCCAAGAUUCUGGUGACGGCGACCAGCAACUCGAGCAACUCCUCGCUAGCCUCGAGCAGCACAGCUCAGCCGCAGCUCCAGCAGCAGCAACAGCAGCAGCAGCAGUUCGAUCCGCCCAAGAUUCUCGUCAAUGAUCAGAAUUCGAUUUACACCACGUCGCCUUCGAAGCGCUCCAGCAUGAUUGAGGUGUUCUCGCAGAAAUAUCGGGUCAGCUCCUUUGAGGACAUGUCGCCGAAGCGCUCCGGCUCCGGCUCCGUCUCCGGCUCGGACAAGCAGUAUCUGAAGAACGUCAACCGGCUGGCCUUUCGCUCGCUGGAGGAGGAGCGCCGCAUCGAUAACGCCUUCCUGCCCAUGGCGGAUCGCACGCACUCGGACAAUCGCGUCAACAUGCAGAGCGAGAAGUACAAGAAGCUGACGCACGCCUCGUUCCGCAUCAGCAAGACGGCGUCAACGGAUCAAUCGCCCAGCCAUCAUCCAUCCUGCAGCAUGGAGCUGCAACGCACGGGCAGCGCCAGCGGCAGCCAGCGUCAGACGCUCUGGCGGGACAGCAAGUUCUAUCGCAAGAAUCGGAUUGCCAAGAGCAACGAUUCGCUGCUGGAGCACUCGCCGAAUCACUCCAAUCACUCGACGCACUCGGCCCGGCUCUCGCCCAGCUCGCUGCGGGACAAUCACUACGAGAGCAGCUGCUGCUCCUCCACCCAGGGCAGUCGCCGGUCGCUCAGCGGCAGCCAGCAGAUGUUGAGCGUAACCACGAGCUUCUGUGGCACGAGGCACGGGGUGCGACGCUAUUGCAGCUCCAAGAGCGAGGAUCUGGGUGAGUCCUCGGACUAUUUGCGUGUAAUGGACGCACGUAAAUCGUACUCGGAACGGCAUUUGGUGCGUCUCAAGCAGACGGCCAUCAACAAUACGCACAGCGGCAGCGAGGACGAACUGAGCUUCAACGAUGACAAUAAUCCUUCAUCAUCGUCAUCCGCAUUUGCAGCAGCCAGCAGCAACCAGGGACAACAGCAGCAGCUGCAGCCGCCGGCACGCGGCGGCAAGCUGAGCUGGAGCAGCUGCUCCAUUAACCACCUGAAGACGACCAAUAUCAAGACCACUUCGCUGGCCACGCUCACCUGCCAAACGAAUUUAAGCUCCAACUUUCCCUCCGCCCAGGCGCCAGCAACUGCCAGCAACUAUCGCACACCAUCCAAGUCCCUGGAUCAGGCUCUCAACGUCAGCAGCGGCAGCGGCAGCACGAGCAACAGCACGAGCAACAGCAGCAGCGGCAACAGCGCCGCCGCCGAGGACAACAGUUCCGUGGAUGAGUCGCCCUCGAGGCGAACCCUGAGCGGUGCCGAGCUGUCGCGCAUCUUUGUCAUGGACAUGGACGAUGCGCCGGGCAGCAGCUGCAGCGAGGAGAAGACGCCGCUGCUCGACAGCGUCGAGAUGUCACCGAUUAGCCCAACCGAGCCGCAAUCUGACCUGGACAAGCUAUAAGAGAUUGAGAGAUAUAAUUAAGAGAUGACAUGAAAAAUAUCCUUUUUUUUUCUUAGAGAGUGUGACGUCACAAUAUCGGCUUGGGCUUUGCUUGCAUACCUUUUGAAUUGAGCGUGAGAGAGAAAUGAUCGUAAGCCAUGUUUUUUUUGUACGAGCGCAAGAUAUUGUGCCGUCACAAUGGCUCUCUCUAUCGU
Drosophila montana is the source of this 3060-nucleotide messenger RNA. RefSeq lists its product as uncharacterized. The transcript has 4 exons. The record is from RefSeq and is a predicted model, not a curated record. The annotation marks the transcript as partial. NCBI's taxonomy places the organism in Eukaryota, Metazoa, Arthropoda, Insecta, Diptera, Drosophilidae.